This is a messenger RNA of Daphnia carinata, 1262 nucleotides long. RefSeq names its product tetraspanin-33-like. Gene Ontology annotation, biological process: protein localization to plasma membrane; protein maturation. Gene Ontology annotation, cellular component: membrane. Lineage: Eukaryota; Metazoa; Arthropoda; Branchiopoda; Diplostraca; Daphniidae. The transcript has 7 exons. The record is from RefSeq and is a predicted model, not a curated record. Bases 169 to 1014 code for a protein of 281 amino acids.
CUUCCAGGAACCCCACACCCAUAGUGGACGUUUUGACAACCCGGAUCAGUCUUUUGGACAAUGAUCUUGUGAGUGUUGUUCGUGAAAAACGAAAAUCUCCAAUGUCGAUGAUAUUUUCUUUUAGCUUUUGAAGUGCAUUCGGAUCGGUGUUAAGUGUGGUUACUAAAAAUGAGUGGUUAUGGCCGUAGAAGAAGUCGAAAUAUUAACCACAUCAAUGUUUGUGUCAAAUAUACCAUUUUCUUCUUCAACUUUGUGUUUUGGCUUCUUGGUGGUAUAUUUGUUGGAGUUGGACUUUAUGCAUUCUUUGAAAAAUGGAAGGGCACAGGCUACAGUCUGGUCUUGAACGCUGAGCAAAUGAUUCUCGAUAUUUCUAUCAUCAUGCUUAUUGUUGGUUUUGUCAUGUUCACUGUGAGUUUUGCUGGCUGUGUUGGGGCUCUGAGAGAGAACUCCUGUCUUCUCAAAUUUUACUCUGCUUGCCUGUUAUUGUUUUUCAUAGCUGAACUGGCCUUGGCUACACUUGGAUUUGUUUUUCCACAGAAAGUCACAGGAGUAUUAGAAAAACACUUAACUUCCAAACUCAUAGAAUUCUACAGGGAGGAUCCUGAUCUCCAGAACAUAAUUGAUUUUACCCAGCAAGAAUUCAAAUGUUGUGGCUUGAGCCAAAGUGGAUACUUGGACUGGUCUCAGAAUGAAUACUUUAACUGCACAAAAACCAACCCUUCUGUUGAAAGAUGUGCUGUGCCCUUUUCAUGUUGCAGGAAUCCUGCAGACAUCAAUACUGGUCUGAUCAACGUGAUGUGCGGUUACGAGGCCCAACAACUUACAGAGCUUGAAGCCGCAAAGAAAAUCCACAUUAGCGGUUGUAUUUCUAUCAUAGAAAUGUGGGUGUAUGGAAAUCUCUAUAUAAUAGCGGGCAUAGCCACAGUCGUGGCUUUUGCGCAGCUUUUCGUGAUUUUCUUGGCGAGAACCCUUGAGGGACAGAUUCAACGGCAGAAGUCAUUAUGGAUGCGCUGAAUUUUACGUAAGGCGCCAGUUCUCUGAUUUCAAAGAUCAUGGUCAACAGAACAAACACCCUAUUUUCGGUCAUACCUUCUAUAAAAUCAUGUUUGCUUUAUUCGCGUGUUUGUCGUGCAUGUGAUACUGCCUCUCUUGGCGCCAGAGAACUCCGUAGCAUUCUCAUGAUGUAAUUUUCAUCGUUCAAGUUUCGUUUAGCAGAAAUAAGGAAGAUCACUUUUUCUAAUAAAAAAUAUAAAUAAAAAAAA